Juglans regia (Persian walnut) is the source of this 1085-nucleotide messenger RNA. RefSeq names its product MDIS1-interacting receptor like kinase 2-like. The transcript is spliced from 2 exons. Gene Ontology annotation, molecular function: protein kinase activity; ATP binding. Gene Ontology annotation, biological process: protein phosphorylation. The coding region runs from base 23 to 1063 and encodes 346 amino acids. The record is from RefSeq and is a predicted model, not a curated record. Lineage: Eukaryota; Viridiplantae; Streptophyta; Magnoliopsida; Fagales; Juglandaceae.
CCCAAGCAGAAGCUCUCAUCAAAUGGAAAAACAGUCUUUCUCCUCCUUUUCCUCCUCCUCUAGCUUCAUGGUCACUAUCCAACCUCAACAACCUUUGCAACUAGACAGCCAUUGCCUGCCAGACCAACGGAACAGUCUCCGAGAUAAACGUCUCCUACACCUACCUCACUGGAACACUUGCCCAUUUCAAUUUCAGCUCAUUUCCCAUUCUCACCCGCUUGGGCCUCAACAACAACAAUUUAAGCGGAUCAAUACCACCAGCCAUUGGAAACCUCUCCAAGCUCACUCGGACUUGGAAACCAACAGUUUUGAAGACGAAAUUCCUUCUGAGAUAGGCCAGAUAAUGGAGCUUCAGUAUCUCAGUCUUUUCAACAACAGUCUGAAUGGCACCAUCCCCAAUCAACUCUGCUCCAUUAAGGGGUGCAUAUACUUGGUUUACGAAUAUGUAGAGAGAGGCAGUUUGGGAAAGGUGUUGUAUGGGGUGAAUGAGAAAGUGGAACUGGACUGGGGUACACGGGUGAAUAUUGUGCAAGGUGUGGCUCAUGCAAUUGCUUACUUGCACCAUGAUUGCUUUCCGCCAAUUGUGCACCGAGACAUAAUUGUGAAUAACAUAUUGCUCGAGUCAGACUUCAAGCCAAGGCUUUCAGAUUUUGGCAUUGCAAGAUUGUUGGACCCCAAAAAGAUAAACUGGACAACAAUUGCUGGGUCUUAUGGCUACAUGGCUCCUGAGCUUGCACUCACAAUGCAGGUAACUGAAAAAUGUGACGUUUAUAGCUUUGGAGUGGUGACACUAGAAGUUAUGAUGGGAAGGCACCCAAGGGAGCUCCUAGCUUCCUUGUCAUCAUCCCAAUCGACAAUGGCAAAAUUAGUCACAGAUAAUAAAGAGUUUCUUCUAAAGGAUGUGCUAGACCAAGGUUUCCCACCACCCACAGGCCAAAUAGUAGAGGCAGUGGUGUUUGUAGUAACUGUGGCGUUAGGAAUGGUAAAUUACAAUCCAAAGUCACAACCCCCAAGCAUUUUGUGGCACAAAAAUUGUCAUCAUUACCAAGUUCACCAACCUUAAAGAAAUAAAGCCGAGGGAUUAG